Molecule: messenger RNA, 2461 nt
Organism: Oryza sativa Japonica Group (Japanese rice)
Lineage: Eukaryota; Viridiplantae; Streptophyta; Magnoliopsida; Poales; Poaceae
Product: boron transporter 4
Biological process (GO): monoatomic ion homeostasis; transmembrane transport; monoatomic anion transport
Cellular component (GO): plasma membrane
Molecular function (GO): solute:inorganic anion antiporter activity
Source: RefSeq, a predicted model, not a curated record
UCGAUUAUAAAUACCCCCUCCCCCGCCGCGGCGGCGCAGAAACCCGCGUCUCCGCCACCACCCUCCAACUCUAGGGUUUCGCUCCCGCGCCGUCGAGCGGCCAGCAUUGCCGCCGCCGCCGCCACGCGCGCCAUCGAUUUGCUCGACGACUGAUCUUCUGUUUAGUCUCGAGCUAAGUACAGCUGAUGGAUCUACUAAGGACUCCCUUUAAGGGAGUCGUCGCUGAUAUCGAAGGCCGAGUAGCUUGGUACAAGCAUGACUGGGUUGCUGGAUUCCGCUCUGGCUUCAGGAUAUUGGCACCUACCAUGUAUAUCUUCUUUGCCUCUGCCCUCCCAGUCAUCGCCUUCGGAGCGCAACUGAGCAGAGAAACAAAUGGUAUACUCACCACAGUAGAAACACUGGCAUCUACUGCAUUAUGUGGCAUCAUACAUUCAAUUCUUGGAGGGCAGCCUCUGUUGAUAGUUGGAGUUGCAGAGCCAACUAUAAUCAUGUACACGUAUCUCUACAACUUUGCCAAGAACCAGCAAGCUCUGGGGGAACGACUGUAUUUAGCAUGGGCUGGAUGGGUCUGCAUCUGGACUGCGCUCAUGUUGUUUCUUCUGGCAAUGUUCAAUGCUUCUAAUGUUAUUAGCAGGUUUACAAGGGUUGCAGGAGAACUUUUUGGGAUGUUGAUUACUGUUCUGUUCCUGCAACAAGCCAUUAAAGGAAUUAUAGAGGAAUUCAAGGUGCCUAGAGAUGCAGACCAUAGUUCACCUAUAUAUCAAUUCCAGUGGCUGUAUGUCAACGGCCUGCUUGGUGUUAUCUUUUCAAUUGGGCUGUUAUACACUGCAUUAAGGUCAAGAAGGGCAAGGUCAUGGGUGUAUGGUCAAGGGUGGCUCAGAGGCUUCAUUGCUGAUUAUGGUGUCCCACUUAUGGUGAUUGUUUGGACAGCAUUCUCGUACACGUUACCAAAGGAUGUUCCUUCAGGAGUUCCUAGGAGGCUGUUCAGUCCACUUCCCUGGGAGUCGAGUUCACUGCAACAUUGGACGGUAGCAAAAGAUCUGUUUUCAGUUCCUCCAGCAUACAUAUUUGCUGCCAUUCUGCCGGCUUUGAUGGUUGCAGGACUUUACUUCUUUGAUCAUAGCGUGGCUUCACAAUUGGCGCAACAAAAAGAGUUUAACUUGAAGAAACCCUCUGCCUACCAUUAUGACAUUUUGGUCCUCGGAUUCAUGGUCCUGCUUUGUGGUUUGAUCGGCAUCCCUCCAUCUAAUGGAGUACUUCCUCAGUCUCCGAUGCAUACAAGAAGCCUUGCAGUCCUUAAGGGGCAGCUGCUACGCAAAAAGAUGGUUCAAACUGCCAACGAAGGCCUGAUGAAUCGUGCUAGCAGUUUGGAAAUCUAUGGCAAGAUUCAAGGGGUUUUCAUCGAGAUGGACUGCGAAAAAAAUACUGAUUCUGUUGACAAGGAGUUAAAGAGCUUGAAGGAUGCUAUUCUGCAAGAAGUUGAUAAAGAAGGGACAUUGGCUGAAGAAUUUGACCCUAUAAAACAUAUUGAAGCACAUUUGCCUGUUCGAGUGAAUGAGCAGAGACUAAGUAACUUGCUGCAAUCCUUAUUAGUUGGUGCUUGUGUUGGAGCUAUGCCAGUCAUCAAGAUGAUACCGACAUCGGUCCUCUGGGGUUACUUUGCUUAUAUGGCUAUUGACAGUCUACCUGGCAACCAGUUUUGGGAAAGGUUAAGACUUAUAUUCAUCCCAUCAAGCCGACGCUACAAGGUUCUUGAGGGUCCCCAUGCCUCUUUCAUGGAAUCAGUGCCUUCAAAAACAAUUACUGUCUUCACGAUCUUCCAGUUGGUUUACCUCUUGAUAUGCUUCGGCAUUACGUGGAUACCAAUAGCAGGGAUCCUGUUCCCGCUGCCAUUCUUCCUUAUGAUUCUUAUCAGGCAGCAUGUCCUCCCAAAGUUUUUUGAGCCAAAUGACCUUCGGGAAUUGGACGCAGCUGAGUAUGAAGAGCUUGAAGGUGUCCACCACGAUCACACGCUGGAGGAUGGUGAAUCUGAUUCAGGAAGCUGUGGCAGCCGUGACGACGCUGAGAUAUUUGAUGAGCUGACAACUAACCGUGGAGAGCUAAAGCACAGAACUUCCAGCCACCGUGAAGAAAGGCACCUGCAGGUGCAUUCAAACGCCAUUCAACCCAGGUGUGGAGAUACUGAAAACUUGUCCGAGUGCUAAUGAAUUUCUGCUUAUUCUGUCGGAUGAGUAUAUUAUAGGCGUAUAUAGCACUUCCUCAAGCAGCGGUCCGUUGUAUUAUAUACAUAAUACAUUCAUACUUUCAUAUACAUCGUACUGUAGCUGGAGAUCGGCCGUACGAUAUGACAUGCUUGUACGUUGUCAACUUGUCACAUUGUGCAUGCAGUAAACAGAAGCAACUGGAUUUUACUGAAGGUCUGUAAGGCUGUGUGACAUGUAGAUUUCAAUGUUCUCUAGCC